UUAACACACCCACACAGAAUCACUCAGAGCUCAGCUCAUCUCUGCAGAGAGAGAGAGAGAGAGAGAGAGAGAGAGAGAGUUGGGGUUCAAGGUGUGGGGGAUGGAAACUGAGAAUAUAAUAGCACCGUUCGUUUUGAAGACUUACCAAAUGGUCAAUGAUCUGACGACGGACAGUCUCAUCAGUUGGGGCAGAGGCAACAAUAGCUUCAUCGUCAUCGACCUAUUAGAUUUCUCUCAGAGUCUCUUACCAGCUUACUUCAAGCACAACAAUUUCUCAAGCUUUGUUCGUCAGCUUAACACCUAUGGUUUUAGGAAGGUUGAUCCGGAUAGGUGGGAGUUUGCAUGUGAAUGGUUUCUUCGAGGCCAGACCCAUUUACUGAAGAAUAUUGUGAGGAGGAAACAGAGUAAGAACAAUCAUACAAUGCAAAACAAGCUUGAAGAUUAUGAAGAUGAGGGUAUGGUGAUGGAGAUAGAGAGGUUAAAGCAAGAACAGAAGGCUUUGGAACAAGAACUUGAAGGCAUGAACAAAAGGCUUGAGGCAACAGAGAGAAGACCCAAACAAGUGAUGGCUUUUUUGAGUAAAGUUGCAAAAGACCCAGAAAUUUUACCAAGAAUGAUGUUUCAGAAAGAGAGAACCAGAAGGUUUGGUGAGAAAAAGGGACGUUUGAAUUUGCCGCAAAAAAGUUCAGUUAGGAGUGAAAAGGAAGAAGAAACCAAAGCCGUUAAUGGAGCAUCGCCAAUUUCAUCGCCGGAUUCUAAUUUUGAUAUGCGCAAUUACUUUCCGUCGUCAUCAUCGCCGGAGACACCGUCCACGAAGUGUUUGAGCGAAAGACAAUACCUGGGUUGGCAUGCGAUGACUCAAGAACCUCUUAAUUGGGCCACCAGUUCAAGUUCAUUGUCACCAGGUUCUCUCAGUGCAACCGAUGGUUUCGCGGCAGUGUCGACGCCGGUAGACAGUGUUGCAGGGUAUGGUAAUUUAAGUGGUGGAGUUUUAGGAAAUUUUGGUGUUGUCAUGGCUGGGAUAGAGACCAGUCCACCGCCUUAUCCAUUCUCACUACUAAGAGGUGGUUUUUAGAAUUCAAGAUUUUUCUUGAAUUCUUCCUCUCUGUACUGCUGUAUUUAUUUUUAUUUACUAUAUUGAAAAACAA
Molecule: messenger RNA, 1148 nt
Organism: Ilex paraguariensis (yerba mate)
Lineage: Eukaryota; Viridiplantae; Streptophyta; Magnoliopsida; Aquifoliales; Aquifoliaceae
Source: the annotation of a GenBank genome assembly